Messenger RNA from Caenorhabditis remanei, 2562 nucleotides. RefSeq lists its product as uncharacterized. The coding region runs from base 1 to 2562 and encodes 853 amino acids. Gene Ontology annotation, molecular function: protein binding. Gene Ontology annotation, biological process: innate immune response. The record is from RefSeq and is a predicted model, not a curated record. The transcript has 5 exons. NCBI's taxonomy places the organism in Eukaryota, Metazoa, Nematoda, Chromadorea, Rhabditida, Rhabditidae.
AUGCCGCUAAUUUUCAACCAGGAAGCUAUCGGUGGGAUCCUCUUCACUCUUCAUUUCCAAAAUAACUCCCCGAUUGUUGCUCAUCAAAAACUAAUGGAAAUGACCGGAGAUGAAGUGAUGGAUCUGGAUCAAGUCACUGAAUUCUUUAAGAACAUCGAUAACGGAGAUUUCUGUUUGAAGGAGGAAGUCGAGGAAGUGGUUGUCGAGGAGCAGAAGCCAACAGUGACGCUGGCACAGGUUCUUAAUGUUCCGAACUUUGUGGAGAAAUACUUGGAUAUUGAUUCGAGACUCCGCCUCCGUAAGACCUGCAAAACUAUCCGUGAAAUCCUCGAUGAAAAGCUACUAAACAUAAAUUACUUCCACUACAAAUGCAAUGAAGAAUGUAUCGAGAUUUCAAUAAAUGAAGGUUUCAAGGUCUCUUACGAAAUCCCUCAAGGAGGAUUGAUAGUGACGAAUGGGGAUAGAGAGAAAUCGAUCAAUACGAAAAACGAAGAAGCGCAGAUUGAGAUGAUUCAAAGGGAUUUGAGGUCGAUUCUUAGUAGUGAGAAGGUAAGGUUUGAUUCUUUUGGAGUCGAAACCACGAUUGUUUCCAAAUCUUGGAUUGGAAUGAUAGCACUACGAAACGCUUUCAACCAAGUAGUGCCCAACAAACUAAAGAUCAGCAAGUUCGAGUACUGUAUUCAAGAAGUGGAUAAAGAUUUCAUAACACAAUUUAUAAGAAAGAUGGACCCGGAAUAUCUCAAAUUCGUUAAAUACAGAGCCAAUUAUAUUGGUUUCAAUUGGGAGCCCAAUUGGGCAGACUUCUUUGAUUUGGAACAGUGCAAACGUUUGAAAAUGUUAGAUGUUCGAUUUGCUUGGAUGUUUACGAAUGAAAUUGUCAGCUUCUUCACUCAGGUAGAGAAUGUUCAUUUGGAGGUUAUUCACAAAUUCUCGUACAAACCGCCUUUACAAAAUUUUGUAAUGGAGCUUAAAGAUAAACUCCUUCAAAAUCCCAAUCUGAAACAAUUCAAAAUUCGUGUGCACGAAAAGGGAUGGAGUUCUGAAUUUGAAGAAGUUAAUGCAAGUAUCCAACAAUACAACACUAACAAUGCUCCGUGGGUUAGCUUCCCAUACCCGAACUCUGAUAAGAAAUUGGAAUUGUUGGUAGAAAAGAAUAUGAUAUGGUUCAAGGGACCGUGUUACGUGGAGGGUGAGUGGGAAGAUGAAAUCAACGAUUUGGAGGAGGAAGAGGAAGAUGAAGAAGAAGCACGUAAUGGGAUUCAAGAAGAAGAAGCACGUAAUGGGGUUGAAGAAGAGCUUGAUCAUGUUGAAGAGGAUGAAGACGAAAAUGAAACAGAAAAAGAAAAAUUCAAGAAAAGACUAAUCAUUAUUUAUGGAAUCCUCAACACUCUUCAUUUCCAAAAAGACACCCCAAUCGUUGCUCAUCAAAAACUUUUGGAAAUGACAGGAGAAGAAGUGAUGGAUCUGGAUCAAGUCGCGGAGCUUUUUAAGGAAUUUGAUAACGAAUUACUUUCGAAGGGAGAGCAGCCAAAAGUGACAUUGGCACAGAUUUUAAAUGUUCCAGACUUUGUUGAGAAAUACUUGGAUAUUGAUUCGAGACUCCGCCUCCGAAAGACCUGCAAAACUAUCCGGAAAAUCCUCGAUGAAAAGCCGCUACACAUUGAUCGUCUCAAUUACAAAUGCAACAGAAAGUUUAUCGAGAUUUUCACCGAUGGAGGCUUCAGGGUAUUUUACGAAAUCAUUGAAGGAGGACUGAAAGUGACUAAUGGGAAUAAAGAGAAAUUGAUCCACACGAGAAAGGAAGAAGAGCAGAUGGAGAUAGUUCAACGAGAUUUGCUGUCGAUUCUUGGAAAUUGGAAGCUGAGAAUUGACAGUUUUGGAAUCGAAAACUCUGAGAUCUCUGGUUUAUUUGAGGAGGAACCUCCGAUUGGAAUGAGAGUACUACAAAACACUGUCAAUCGACUGACCAGCAAGCUGAAUGUCAAGAAAAUGGUGUAUUUGGUUUACGUUGUUGACAAAGCUCUCGUAGAAAUGGUGAAGGUGAUGAACCCGGAGCAUUUCCAAUCCCUACAAUUCAGUUUCGAACGAUAUUUAUAUAAUUGUACCCUAGAUUGGAAAGACUUGUAUAAUUUGGAACAAUGGAAACAGUUGAAAUCGUUAAAUAUUUUUUAUCCGUUUCUGGCAGUAUCGGAUAUUGUCAACUCCUACACUCAUUUUGAGAAUGCUCAUUUGAAGAUUCGCAGUUUUUACGAUUUUUUCGAUGAAAAUUCUAUAUGGGAUAAAUUCAUGCAGAUAAAAAUGAAACUCCUUCAAAAUCCUAAUCUGGAACAGUUCGAAGUGCGUGCAGACGAAAAGAUGUCAGACUCUGAUUUUGAAGAAGUUAAUGCAAGCUUCCAACAAUACAACACUGACAAUAAUUCGUAUCCGUGCUGGAUUAACUUUCCAUACCCGGAUUCUGAUAAGAAAUUGGAGAUGUUGGUGGAGAAGAAGUUGAUAUGGUUCAAGGGACCGUGUUAUGUGGAGGGAGAGGUGGAAGAAGAAGAAGAGCAUGAGAUGCUCUGA